Messenger RNA from Jaculus jaculus (lesser Egyptian jerboa), 1478 nucleotides. It is a transcript of the gene Wnt6, whose product is annotated as Wnt family member 6. Gene Ontology annotation, biological process: canonical Wnt signaling pathway; multicellular organism development; neuron differentiation. The coding region runs from base 40 to 1146 and encodes 368 amino acids. Gene Ontology annotation, molecular function: frizzled binding; cytokine activity. The transcript has 4 exons. Gene Ontology annotation, cellular component: extracellular region. The record is from RefSeq and is a predicted model, not a curated record. NCBI's taxonomy places the organism in Eukaryota, Metazoa, Chordata, Mammalia, Rodentia, Dipodidae.
CCGCCGCGCACCCCGCUGCAUCGCCCGAGAACCGUCACGAUGCUGCCGCCGGUGCCCUCGGCUCUCGGGCUGCUGCUGCUGCUGCUGCUGUGUCCGGCGCACGUCGGCGGACUGUGGUGGGCCGUGGGCAGCCCCUUGGUCAUGGACCCUACCAGCAUCUGCAGGAAGGCCCGGCGCUUGGCGGGGAGGCAGGCCGAGUUGUGCCAGGCAGAGCCAGAAGUGGUGGCCGAGCUGGCACGGGGCGCACGGCUCGGGGUUCGAGAAUGCCAGUUCCAGUUUCGUUUCCGCCGCUGGAACUGUUCCAGCCACAGCAAGGCCUUUGGGCGCAUCUUGCAGCAGGACAUUCGGGAGACAGCUUUCGUGUUUGCCAUCACCGCGGCCGGUGCCAGCCACGCGGUCACGCAGGCCUGCUCCAUGGGCGAGCUGCUGCAGUGCGGUUGCCAGGCCCCCCGCGGACGGGCUCCACCUCGGCCCUCCUCUGGCCAGUCGGGCACCCCCGGGCCCCCAGGCCUAGUGGGCUCUCCAUCUGCUGAUGCCAGCGCGCCCUGGGAGUGGGGAGGCUGCGGUGACGACGUGGAUUUCGGGGAUGAGAAGUCGAGGCUCUUCAUGGACGCGCAGCACAAGCGAGGGCGCGGGGACAUCCGCGCUCUGGUGCAAUUGCACAACAAUGAGGCCGGCAGGCUGGCAGUGCGGAGCCACACGCGCACCGAGUGCAAGUGCCACGGGCUGUCGGGUUCGUGCGCGCUGCGCACCUGCUGGCAGAAGCUCCCUCCAUUCCGCGAAGUGGGCGCCCGGUUGCUAGAGCGCUUCCACGGUGCCUCGCGCGUCAUGGGCACCAACGAUGGCAAAGCCCUCCUGCCUGCUGUCCGCACCCUCAAGCCGCCUGGCCGCGCCGACCUCAUCUACGCCGCCGACUCGCCCGAUUUCUGCGCCCCUAACCGGCGCACGGGCUCGCCCGGCACGCGUGGCCGCGCCUGCAACAGCAGUGCCCCGGACCUCAGCGGCUGCGACCUGCUGUGCUGCGGACGCGGACACCGCCAGGAGAGCGUGCAGCUCGAGGAAAACUGCCUGUGCCGUUUCCACUGGUGCUGCGUGGUGCAGUGUCACCGCUGUCGCGUGCGCAAGGAGCUCAGCCUGUGCCUCUAACCCACCACUUGCCUCUGCAAACUGGACACAGCCGCCCCUGGACACCGCGAGACCUAUGGGUUCCAGCAGGGGGCGCUGCAUGGGCCCAGUUGCUCCCUGCAAAAAGUCUAUCUCUCAGGUCUCGGAAAACUGGGGGGCGGGGGGGGGGGUAAGGGGUCCUCCAGGAGUUUCUGUGUGAUACAAAGCAGGCCCUUCCUCUCUCCUUGCGCCUUCCCCCCACCCCCAGGAGAAAACCAAAAAGCCAGUCUAUAGCCUCUGGAGACCAGACUCAGAACUGCUGGCUAUGGGAUGGGUGGGUGAGUUUAGUAUCAAUAAAGAUAUUUAAAGCAAUA